UUUCCCACCGGCUGUUCUGGAGAAGGAGGGAAAAAAACAUGGGACCUGAUCCCAACUUGCUCCCAGCGGCGCUGCAGGUGUGAAGCCAGCCAGUGCGCGCAGGUGUUAGAAUAAUCCCUAUAAUAAAGGCUGGAGCAGAGGAUGGCUGUGCCGGGGAACGGCAGCGCGGAGCGGCUGUCCCUGGGCUGCGGGGAGCAGGGCAACCUCAGCGGGGAAGUUACCGACUACAACAUGAGCAGCUGCACCAACAGCUCCGUCCUCCCCAGACCGGCGGCCAGGACCCGAGAGAUGGAGUCCUUUCGUAUCCUGCUCUACUCGCUCAUCUUCCUGCUCAGCGCCUUCGGCAACCUGCUGAUCAUCGUGGUCCUGAUGCUGAACAAGCGCAUGAGGACCGUCACCAACUCCUUCCUGCUGUCGCUGGCCGUCAGCGACCUGAUGAUGGCCGUCUUCUGCAUGCCCUUCAAUCUCAUCCCCAACAUCCUGAAGGACUUCAUCUUCGGAGCCACCAUGUGCAAAAUCGUCACCUACUUAAUGGGGGUCUCCGUCAGCAUCUCCACCUUCAGCCUGGUGGCCAUUGCCAUCGAGAGGUACAGUGCCAUCUGUAACCCGCUGAAGUCCCGUGCAUGGCAAACCCGUUCCCACGCCUACCGCGUCAUCGCUGCCACCUGGGUUGUGUCGCUGCUGAUCAUGGUGCCCUAUCCAGUCUUCAGUGCACUCAAGUCUUUCCCAAAGAACGACGGUACCAAGGGACACAUGUGUCGCCUGGAUUGGCCCAGUCAGCAAGCCGAGCAGGCCUGGUACGUGCUGCUGCUGUUCACCCUGUUCUUCGUCCCGGGAGUGGUGAUGAUUAUAGCGUACGGUCUGAUCUCCAGAGAGCUUUACCGAGGCAUUCAGUUUGAGCUGAGCCAGAACAAAGAGACCACUGGUCUGAAGAACGGAGUGGGCAGGGCUGCAGGGUCAAACGAUGAGGACGAUGGUUGCUACAUCCAGGUGUCCAAAAAGACCUCCUUUGCUGUGGAGCUUCCCACCAUCUCUUCCUCGACGAGUGCCCUCCAGGCCAAACCUGAGCGCGCCCGUAGCAACACCUCCGAAGCUAAGCUGGAGGCCAAGAGGCGGGUCAUCCGCAUGCUGAUGGUGAUCGUAGCGCUCUUCUUCAUCUGCUGGAUGCCCAUUUACUCAGUCAACACCUGGAAGGCCUUUGAUCCCAAGUCGGCCUCCAAAGCCCUCUCCGGGGUCCCCAUCUCUUUCAUCCACCUGCUGUCCUACACCUCGGCUUGCGUCAACCCCAUCAUUUACUGCUUCAUGAACACGCGUUUCCGCAAAGCCCUGCUGUCCACGUUCGCCUGCUGCUGCCGCAACCGCCUCUGCCGCCGCUGCUGGUGGUUCCGGAGGAGGGAGGGGGAAGACGGCCUCAACGCCACCUCCAUGGCCACGUCCAUGGUGACGUCCAUGUCCAAGUUCAGCUACACCACCGUCAGCUCCGCCGGUACCUGCUGAGCCCGCCGGAGCGUCAGGUGCUCUCUGUCCCCAGCCUUCACCGCGUGCACCAUCUGUUUUUUCAAUCUUGUAUCCGUCCCUCUUCAUCCUAAUAUGUUGUGAGUCAUGCGCUGAGUAAUAUCCAUGUCCUCAUUUAGAGGCCCCUUCGAAAGGUCUUGUUCAAAUUUUGCGUGCAUGAUUGCAGAAGAGCGGAGGAGAAAUUGCUAUCGGAGUUUCUUUUACAUCAAUUUUUACUGGCAGCGAGCGCUUUGUUGCAUCCUGGAGAGAACAUCAAGUGCCUGUGAUCUUUGUGCAGCUUUGUUCGUCAUGAUUACUGUUCAUGUACCGGGAUUGUGAAGAAAAAAAUCAUCUGGAAAUACAAAGUUGGUGUGCAUAAAUACUGUCUUUAUGUUGUAGAUGUGCUGAUUAAAUCCUUCUCACAGACAUCCUGCAGAACAAGAGGACUCAUUACGUUGCAACUUAGUCCUUUUAA
Molecule: messenger RNA, 1969 nt
Organism: Cololabis saira (Pacific saury)
Lineage: Eukaryota; Metazoa; Chordata; Actinopteri; Beloniformes; Belonidae
Product: cholecystokinin receptor-like
Exons: 5
Coding region: 142-1497 (451 amino acids)
Biological process (GO): neuropeptide signaling pathway
Cellular component (GO): membrane
Molecular function (GO): gastrin receptor activity; neuropeptide receptor activity
Source: RefSeq, a predicted model, not a curated record